This is a messenger RNA of Bipolaris oryzae ATCC 44560, 1230 nucleotides long. RefSeq lists its product as uncharacterized. Gene Ontology annotation, cellular component: mitochondrial inner membrane. Bases 1 to 1230 code for a protein of 409 amino acids. Gene Ontology annotation, biological process: intracellular monoatomic cation homeostasis. The transcript has a single exon. Gene Ontology annotation, molecular function: ribosome binding. Lineage: Eukaryota; Fungi; Ascomycota; Dothideomycetes; Pleosporales; Pleosporaceae. The record is from RefSeq and is a predicted model, not a curated record.
AUGUUUCCCACCCUCGUAAAACCUCUGCAGUCGAACGGCGCAUUUGCGAGAUCACCACGUCAUCGACAUUUAUACACGCGGGCUAUCACAACAAGGUUGAACUGCCAAAUAUGGCAUGAGAGGUCACAUCACACCACACAACAAGCGGGAUAUGAAAAAAUAGUCGGGGCACAGGGCAGGCGGUAUGCCUCAUCGUCAGCAGCACCAGCGAAAAGGACAGGUCACAAUAUCACUGCAGCGCCUCCGCCAUUGAGCAAGACCAACAGCACAAGAGUACCUGCAAAGACAACCCCUUCGCGACCUCUACAAGCAGCACGGAAUUCUCCCUCGUCCGCUCUUCCCCCAGCGCCAGUUCAACAAUCGAAAAGCGCCACCACCCCAACCCUCCGCGCCCUAGAGAAACUCAACCCCCCACCCUUUGCCUACGCCCCCGAAAUCUCCGUUCCAGCGCGAAAAGCCGAUCAAAACUUGAUAAAAUGGCUCUGGACCGCCGGCCGCGCAUACCUCGCCUUCUACAAAAAAGGCAUUUCGCACGUGCGCCAAACCGCUAAACUAGCAAAGUCACUCCGCAAAAAAGCAGCUGCUCACACGCCGAAGAAACCCAUGACUGAGGUCUUGACACGGGCGGAGUGGCAAGUUGUACGACGGAGCAGGCGUGAUGUCCUGCGGCUCCCUGUUUUCGGGGUCUUGGUACUGGUGCUGGGGGAGUGGCUGCCGGUUGUGGUCUUGUACCUCACACCUGUUAUACCAGAGGUGUGUCGUAUACCACGGCAAGUUGAGCGGACGCUACGGAAGAAGGAGGACAAGCGGCAGGAUCGGCUGAGGAAAAUUGGACUGGAGGCUAUGCGGCUGGUGGGGAGGGAUCGGCCCGCCACUACGGUGUCUGCUGAUGCAGCAUCAUCGGCGGUGGCAGGCACAAAGGGGAAGUCAUGGAAGGAUAUGUCGCUUUAUGAACUUUGUGUCUCGGCGGCCAAGUUGGAUGUUUAUCCUGCGGUUUUUGACUGGGUUCCGCUCGCGCCGCCCAAGUUUUGGAUGCAGCGCAAUGUGCGCAGGAAACUAGAAUAUCUAGAGACGGAUUACAAGCUUAUUGAGCGGGAUGGAGGGAUUGGCGGGUUGAAUGCGGAAGAGGUUAAGAGGGCGUGUGUGGAGAGGGGGGUGAAAGUGUUGGGGAGGAAGGAGGAGGAGUUGAGGAGAGCGUUGGCGGGGGUUUGGGCAGAAAUGAAGAGGUAG